AUGGAAGCGAGCUGUCUCCCACAUAGUCAUAGCGCAUUGACCCCCAUACCCAUCACUCGCCCCAGUCGGCCCACCUCCAUUGUCGAGUCGGAGUGUAACACCAAUGAGACGUUGAGUGAUGGCGAGGGGAACAAUAGGAUCAUUGUCAUGGGUCCAAUGGAUCUCACCUCGAUUCACCCAGUCCUUAAUGAUCAUCCCUCGCCACCCACCAUGAGUCUUGUCAGCAUACCCCACCUCCUCGGCGAGAGUAGGGCAUACAGCCCCGAUGACGAGUAUCUCAACCUUGCCGACCUUAGCCUGGACGACCUGGACCUCAGCGAUGUCAACCUGCUGGACGAUGAAGAGGACGACGAGGAUGCGCUGUCAGUGCAUACGAUCAAGGUUCGAUUCCUAUGUGAAGACGGCGAUCGUCGCAAGAUCAAGUUCUGGAGCUCGGCAAACAUUCAAGAGGCUCUGGCGCAGUAUGCCGCAAAGAGGCAGAUGGACAGCCGGGCCUAA
This is a messenger RNA of Apiotrichum porosum, 498 nucleotides long. RefSeq lists its product as uncharacterized. The transcript has 4 exons. Bases 1 to 498 code for a protein of 165 amino acids. The record is from RefSeq and is a predicted model, not a curated record. NCBI's taxonomy places the organism in Eukaryota, Fungi, Basidiomycota, Tremellomycetes, Trichosporonales, Trichosporonaceae.